AAAGUGUAACAAAGCACAUUAUUUGGUUUCCCAAAGAAAGUUUCUCUCUCAAUGUUCAGCAGAGUAUUAAGGCACCUCUUCGGUGCAUAUGCAGCCCUCCCUUUUCUAGUGAUCCUAUCCUCCUACCAUAGUUGCAGUGCUAGAAUGAACACCAGCAAUUACUGCGCUCCUUCUUCUUGUGGCAAUAUCCAUAAUAUUAGCUACCCUUUUCGACUAAAUACCGAUCCCCAGAGCUGUGGCAACAAACUUUUUGAACUUGCUUGUGAAAACAACGUACGUCCAACUUUAUACUUGUACAUGGAAAAGUAUUAUGUCCAGGCAAUCAAUUACAAUAACUUUACAAUUCGACUUGUGGAUGCUGCUGUUCAGAAGGAUGAUUGCUUCUCCAUCCCUCAUCAAUCUAUUACAGAAUAUCCAUUGGCCUCUGCGGACGGCUAUUAUUUUUAUGAGAUAUAUAGGGCAAAAGGUUAUGUGUUAACUUUUUUAUGUUGCAAAAAUCAAAUGCUGAAUCCUCCAGAUUAUAUAAUGGAUACCUCUUCUUGCAAAAAUGGUAGUGGUACUGCAUAUAAUUCUUCUUCGUCUAGCAGUAUUUCUUCUCCCAGCUGUGUCGAUAUGGAAGGUUAUUCCUAUGUCAUGGUUGAUGGGCAGAUCCAGGAUGUACCUGACUUGUGCAGUAUAAAUUUGAUUUAUUAUGUGUCAAAAAAUAUGAGAAAUAAGUCGUAUACAGAUGUCCAUGAUAUUUUGGUAUAUGGGUUCGAGCUUUCAUGGUUCGAUUUCUGUUGUGAUUAUGGCAAAGAGAACCGCUGCAACCUUGAUGAAGCCACCAUGAAGAAACACUAUUGCUUUUACAAAGAACCAUAUCGGCAUUUUACCAGAGGGAAGCUGGUACACCUUUUUGUUGAAGGUAUCGACCGGAUAAUUUGUCGAAGUAAUGGGGAUUAUUGUCAAUACCGGAUUACCACCCCUUCAAUUGUACUAAGCUUUCUCAUAUUCUUUCCUACUGUGACACUUGCCCUUAUUGUGACAUAUCAUGUGUUCCUGCUCCCAUGCGGGCUUCCAUGUCUUCUAACUUUACUGAUCUAUAAAUGGCGAAGACGACAUUUAUCAAUGUACGACGACAUUGAAAAAUUCUUGCAAAGUCAUGAUAAUGAUCUCAUGCCGAUAAGGUACACUUACUCAGAGAUUAAGAAGAUAACUAACGGAUUUAAAGACAAGUUGGGUGAAGGAGGCUUUGGCUCAGUGUAUAAGGGAAAGCUUCGUAGUGGUCGUUUUGCAGCAAUUAAAAUAUUGGGCAAGUCAAAAGCUAAUGGACAAGAUUUUAUCAACGAAGUUGCCACAAUUGGAAGAAUUCACCAUGUCAAUGUCGUGCAACUUAUAGGCUUCACUGUCGAGGGAUCGAAGCGUGCUCUUAUAUAUGAGUUCAUGCCUAAUGGGUCUCUUGAAAAGUAUAUUUUUUAUAGGGAAGGUAGCGUCCCACUAAGCAAUGAGAAAAUGUAUGAGAUUUCUCUUGGGGUGGCUCGUGGCAUUGAAUAUCUACAUCAAGGUUGUGAUAUGCAAAUUUUGCAUUUUGAUAUCAAGCCGCACAACAUUUUGCUUGACGAAAAAUUUGUUCCAAAAAUAUCAGAUUUUGGACUAGCAAAAUUAUACCCAACAUCUAAUAACACUGUGCCCCUCACUGCUGCUAGAGGAACGAUAGGAUACAUGGCUCCUGAACUAUUUUAUAAAAAUAUUGGAGGUGUCUCUUACAAAGCUGAUGUCUAUAGUUACGGGAUGUUAUUGAUGGAAAUGAUAGGAAAAAGAAAGAACUUGAAUGCAUUCGCAAAUCAUUCAAGCCAAAUUUAUUUCCCAUCAUGGGUUUAUGACCAAGUUAGUGAAGGAAAGGAUAUAGAAGUACAGGAAGAUGCCAUGGAACAUGAAAAGAAAACAACGAAAAAGAUGAUUAUUGUGGCAUUGUGGUGCAUACAGUUGAAGCCUGUUGAUCGUCCCUCAAUGCAUAAAGUUAUAGAGAUGCUUGAAUCGGAUGUUGAAUCCCUACAAAUGCCUCCUAAGCCUUUUUUCACCCCACAUCAGAUGCCAGAAGAAGAUGAUAGAGCUAAUCAUGCAAAGUUAUCGGAUCCACCAAAUAAUUGUACUGACUCUUCAUAUCAGUUUGGUCGUUAAUGAUGAGAUGAUGAAGAUAAUAUAGUUUAAUAGUUAUUAAUUUUUAUAAUGUAUUAACUAUUUAAGCUUUAAGUAUCUAAAUUUUAUUGA
Populus trichocarpa (black cottonwood) is the source of this 2250-nucleotide messenger RNA. RefSeq names its product rust resistance kinase Lr10. Gene Ontology annotation, biological process: protein phosphorylation. The record is from RefSeq and is a predicted model, not a curated record. The coding region runs from base 52 to 2160 and encodes 702 amino acids. Gene Ontology annotation, molecular function: protein kinase activity; polysaccharide binding; ATP binding. Lineage: Eukaryota; Viridiplantae; Streptophyta; Magnoliopsida; Malpighiales; Salicaceae. The transcript has 7 exons.